Molecule: messenger RNA, 1031 nt
Organism: Pogoniulus pusillus (Red-fronted tinkerbird)
Lineage: Eukaryota; Metazoa; Chordata; Aves; Piciformes; Lybiidae
Gene: ATP6V0B
Product: ATPase H+ transporting V0 subunit b
Exons: 8
Coding region: 117-734 (205 amino acids)
Biological process (GO): proton transmembrane transport
Cellular component (GO): proton-transporting V-type ATPase, V0 domain; membrane
Molecular function (GO): proton-transporting ATPase activity, rotational mechanism
Source: RefSeq, a predicted model, not a curated record
UCCGUUCUGCGCUGCGCUUCCGUUCACGUGUGCGGGGGUCAGGUGACGCGCUCGCGCCCGCGCGCCCGGCCGGCUCCGCUCCGCUCCGCUCCGCUCCGUCCCCCGCCGCUGCCGCCAUGACGGGGCUCGCGCUGCUGUACUCGGGCCUCGGCCUCGCCUUCUGGACCACGCUGCUGGGCGUCGGGAUCUGCUACACAAUAUUUGACCUGGGCUUCCGCUUCGAUGUGGCCUGGUUCCUGACAGAGACCUCACCCUUCAUGUGGUCCAACCUGGGCAUUGGUUUGGCCAUCUCCCUGUCUGUGGUAGGAGCUGCCUGGGGGAUUUACAUCACGGGCUCAAGCAUCAUUGGCGGUGGAGUCAAAGCCCCUCGGAUCAAAACCAAGAACCUGGUCAGCAUCAUCUUCUGCGAGGCUGUGGCCAUCUAUGGUAUCAUCAUGGCAAUAGUCAUCAGUAACAUGGCUGAGCCUUUCACUGCAGUCACCCCAGAAGCAAUUGGAGCCAGGAACUACCAUGCAGGUUUCUCCAUGUUUGGGGCUGGCCUGACUGUUGGAUUAUGCAAUCUCUUCUGUGGUGUCUGCGUGGGCAUUGUGGGCAGCGGGGCUGCCCUGGCUGAUGCUCAGAAUGCCAGCCUCUUCGUCAAGAUUCUGAUCGUGGAGAUCUUUGGCAGUGCCAUAGGGCUGUUUGGGGUCAUCGUUGCUAUCCUGCAGACAUCUAAAGUAAAAAUGGGCAACUGAGCCCUGUCCCACCCAGCCUGUUCCAGCCCGCCCCAGGAGGUGCUGUAUAUACUUAUUUAAUGUUUCUAUCCUUGACUGAGGCGGGAGCUGCCUGGCAGUGAAGUGGGAGCCAGGCCGUGUAAAGCCCCAUCCCACCCAUCUGUCGGCCCCUCGGAAGAAACAAAUUUCUCUGUGUGAAUUUUGCCCUCAGUGGCCUGGCCCAGCCCCUGCAGCCCUGCUGCUGUGUGUCCCCGGUCUCUGUAGAAUCAACCACCAGUGCAAUUCUGUGUCUGUGAAAUAAAUAUGGUUCUUGUCCAA